Molecule: messenger RNA, 2448 nt
Organism: Clavispora lusitaniae ATCC 42720
Lineage: Eukaryota; Fungi; Ascomycota; Pichiomycetes; Serinales; Metschnikowiaceae
Biological process (GO): intracellular sterol transport
Cellular component (GO): cortical endoplasmic reticulum; mitochondrion; plasma membrane
Molecular function (GO): sterol transfer activity; sterol binding
Source: RefSeq, a predicted model, not a curated record
AUGGACGAUGAUGAUGAUGCAUGGUCAUAUUCUUUUCCUCCGUCUAAGGAGUCGCUGCCGUUACCCAUAGAGGAUCAACCCGAUCUGCUAAAGCCAGCCAUGGAUAAAAUGUGUUUGAUUCCAGCAGACUCUCCGAAUUCCAGCUCAAGUCUGAUAUCUCUCAGCAAACUAGAUAUUUCGACAGUGAGUGUCUUGAAGCAGGAUAUAGGGCCUACAGCAAGAUCUAAUCUGACAAUUUUUUUAGGCAAGGGCCCUACACCGCUAGCACUGAAGGCAAACCCAGCCGAUCCGCAUACUACUAUAGAAGAUGCUGGCUCAGUAAUGUCCAAGGAAAGUACAAAUGCCUUAGCGGCAGAUUCUGAGAGUGGUGAUGCCGCUAUCGCUUCUGUCCCGUCAACACCCGCGGUAAAGAGCGAUUUCAGCAAUUCUAUACGAAUCUGGCAGGAAAAACAGGAAGAGCAACUGAAGCUUCUUCAAAAUGCUGUAGAGCAACCGCUGGAAGAAAGCCAGAAAUCAGGUUCACAAAAUGUGCGUGCUUCUCUUUCCAACUUAGCUGCCCUGCCUCUUAUAAGAAGCGGAACAAUGAAUUCUGACGAACCUACAGGCGAGAGUCCUAGCUCGCCGAAAAUCAUUACAUAUCGCAAGAAAAGCCAUCAAAGGACACAGAGCGACUCAUACAGCUUCCAGUUGAACAAAGAGGAACGAUAUGAUCCGAAGUUGUAUGUUGAUGAGAAAUUCCGGAAUACCAACUAUCGUUACGCCACCAUCAAGAGAAAUGUGGAAUUUCACCAAGUGUUUCGCAGCCUCGACUUAACAGACCGGCUCUUGGAUGACUUUGCAUGCGCCUUGAGCCGCGAAAUUCUUCUACAAGGACGCAUCUAUGUAACAGAGCACAGCGUCUGUUUCAACUCUAACCUACUUGGGUGGGUGACAAGCCUAGUGGUUCCAUUCGAGGACAUUAUAAGAAUUGACAAGAAAAGCACAGCAGGUCUCUUUCCUAAUGGUAUUUCUAUAGAAACCAAGACUACGAAGCACAAUUUCGCCAGUUUCUUGUCGCGAGAUGCCACAUUUGAGUUCAUUAGAACCGUGUGGCUGGCGUGCACAGGAAAGAGUACGUCAGACUUAGAUAUACAAGCACAGGAUUCUUCUAUCAGUGAUAGUAUUGAAAGUCAGAAACGAGAUCGGGAGCGCAAGAUUUCCAGUUACAUCCUUUCGAUCGAUGGGGAUGAUGUCAAUAAUGACGAAGAAAAUGACUUGAUAGAUGUUGACGGUGAUUCAGAUGACUCCGAAAACCACGAAAAUUCAGACGUCGAGGAUAGAGUUUCGGUCACCGGAACUUCAACCAAAAAGGAUUCCCUCAGGAACGAAAAAGAUUCUCCUGGCAGUUCGACACUUAAAGCGUUGAAACCAGAUUCCAGAUACCAAAAUUUGGGGCCAGAUGCUCAUGCACCCACCGAAGUAGGGAAAGCGUAUCCUGACAGCGAAGCUGAGAUUGAGGUAUGCAAUGAGAUUAUUGAAGCACCAUUAGGAAUAGUUUUUGACAUCUUAUUUGGCAGUGCAGACACCAGUUUCCAGCGGAGGUUUUUGGAGACGCACGAUGCGUCUGAAAUAGAUGAGUACAGCAGUUUCCAUCCUGCGGAGGAUAAUCCCUCUCUUUUGGAGAGAUCAUUCACAUACAGACGUGAAUUGGGAUACUCAAUUGGUCCGAAGUGGACAAAGUGUAUUGUUCGUGAAGUUGUGGAACACUUGAACUUCGAAGAUUAUGCCGUGGUAUUGAAUACUACUGCAACUCCAGAUGUCCCCUCUGGGGGAUCCUUCACUGUCAACACAAGAUACUACUUUACAUGGGGUCCAAACAACACCACCAAUCUUCGAAUUGCGUAUUUUGUAAAAUGGACUGGCCGCUCAUGGAUUAAGAACGUCGUUGAAAAGCUGACGCUGUCUGCUCAGUCAAGUGUCACGAAGGACAUGAUUGAAGAAUUACGAAAGGAAAUUGACACACAUACUCAUUCGAUUGCUGGACUGGCAAUGACAGUGCAACAAGACAUACUUCCUCCACAAAAGAAACCUGCACUGUCUAUUAAAACUAAGAAAAAGAAGGUGCAUUCUGUCAACAAUGCCGCUCAAGUUCCAGCGCAAAGUGUCGCGAUGCUCUUUGGUCUAUACUCGAUCGUGAUGCUUCUAACGUUGCUUGUAUGGACACAAUGGAGAUUGGCUCGCUCAGUUGCAGAAACAAAGGCACUCGUUAGCAAAGAGAUGGCAUUGUCUAGUAGCUUGUUGGGAUUAUUGGCGCCAUUGCGCCUGUCUGAAAGAACAGACCGACCUCUGGAAAGUAAGGCACGUCACAGAAAGGAGCGGGCCUCCAACUUAGCCCGACAAGCUUUGCUUUUGCUUCAGGAAGACACCGAAGAUAUACUGCUAAUGGGCGUCAUUGAGAGUCUCCUUUGA